Didymosphaeria variabile is the source of this 2280-nucleotide messenger RNA. RefSeq lists its product as uncharacterized. Gene Ontology annotation, biological process: D-sorbitol catabolic process. The record is from RefSeq and is a predicted model, not a curated record. Gene Ontology annotation, molecular function: L-iditol 2-dehydrogenase (NAD+) activity; zinc ion binding; nucleotide binding. Lineage: Eukaryota; Fungi; Ascomycota; Dothideomycetes; Pleosporales; Didymosphaeriaceae. Bases 1 to 2280 code for a protein of 759 amino acids. The transcript is spliced from 6 exons.
AUGGCUGCGGAAAGAACGCCAGAUGUGCAGCACAAGGGGAGUCAGGUUCGCGCAUCCGUUCUGCACGGCGCAGGAGACCUGAGAAUUGAAGACCGCUCUAUCUUCCCUCCAGGUCCCACUGAUGUUCAAGUAGCUGUCCGAGCUACCGGCCUCUGCGGCUCAGAUCUUCACUACUACCGGCAUUAUCGCAAUGGCGACAUCAUUGUGCGGGAGCCCAUGUCGCUUGGGCACGAAUCUGCAGGCGUGGUAGUGGCUGUUGGUUCCGAGGUGGAACAGUCGCAAAAGUUCAGAAUCGGCGAUAAGGUAGCUCUGGAGGUAGGGCAACCUUGCGAACAAUGCAACCGGUGUAAGGAGGGGAGAUAUAACAUUUGCAAAGAGAUGAAGUUUCGAAGUAGUGCGAAAGCGUUUCCACACGCACAAGGAACGCUGCAGGACCGGAUUAAUCACCCUGCGGCGUGGUGUCACAAGCUUCCAGAAGAUGUUUCGCUUGAUCUCGGUGCACUCCUAGAACCGCUAGGUGUCGCUAUCCAAGCCACAAAAAGAGCACAACUUCCGGUCGGCGCGACAGUCUUGGUUUUCGGUGCAGGCGCAGUAGGUUUGCUGGUCGCGGCAAUGGCAAAGAUCUCAGGCGCCAGCACUGUCGUAAUAGCAGACAUUGAUUCUGGACGAGUAAAUUUCGCUGUGGAUAACAACUUUGCGCACCGAAGUUUCACGGUACCGCUCAAGCGUGGACAGACAAUAGAUGAGAAUCUCGAGAUCGCGAAGGAGACAGCGGUUGAAAUCGCCAAGGUUACGAAAGUAAGCGGAGGAGCAAUCGGUGAGGUAGAUGCCGUAUUCGAGUGCACAGGCGUGCCUUCCUGCGUACAAGCAUCGAUAUACGCAACACGACCGGGAGGCGCGGUCUUACUCAUUGGUAUGGGUACUCCUAUUCAAACGCUUCCCAUCUCAGCUGCAGCGCUCCGCGAAGUCGACAUCAAGGGCGUCUUCCGAUACGCGAACACGUACCCUACUGGCGUCGAAGUCGUAUCGAAGAAGGGUCCAGACUACCCGGACUUUUCAAAGCUCGUUACGCACAGGUACAAGGGUCUGGAGUCGGCGGUGGAGGCUUUCGACAUGGCUGGCAAGACGAAGGACGACAAGGGUAAUCUGGUGAUCAAGGUUGUGAUUGAAACCGGCGAUGGCGAGAAAGCGAAUCUAUCCGCAGACUUCAGGUUGCCGUCUCCGGCUUGGGCCGCAUGGGGGGCCCGCCAUGCGAACCAUUUCCUGCACCGCACGCCGCGGGCGGAGCUCGUUGCUGCAUUCACUCCAGACCCCAAGGAGCUUGCAUGGGCGCAGGCAAACUUGGAGCCCUGGGGUGUCAAGAUCUACUCUGAUUUCAAUGAAUUGUUAAAGCACCCGGGUCUGGAGGCUGUUUGCGUGGCAACGGCCACCACGGUGCAUGCUGAACAGACCAUCAAGGCCAUUGAGGCCGGAAAGCAUGUUCUCUGCGAGAAGCCACUCAGCACAGAGCUCGCCAUCUCCCAAAACGUCCUCAAAGUGGCCAAAGCCCACCCCAAGCAAAAAGUAAUGUGCGGUUUCUCCCGCCGCUUCGACGCCUCCUACCUCGCCGCCUACCAAACCGCUCUCUCCGGCUCCAUCGGCCGCCCCACCAUCCUUCGCUCCCAGACCUGCGACAAGUACGACCCCUCAGGUUUCUUCGUCGCCUACGCCGAGUUCAGCGGUGGUAUCUUCGUCGACUGCAAUAUCCACGACAUCGAUCUUGCAUUGUGGUUUUUCUCCUCAUCUACCAAGGAACUGCCCAAGGUCAAGAGCGUCAUGGCAGUUGGUGUCACCGCUCUUGAGCCCGACCUCGCCAAGCACGGUGAUGUUGACAACGGUGUCGGUGUUGUGGAAUUCCACGAUGGACAAAUUGCCUACUUCUACAGCAGUAGAAUGAACGCACCAGGCCAGCACGAUAUGACUGAGAUUAUUGGUACGAGCGGAAAGCUCACCGUUAAUGCGAACCCCACCAUUGGUCUUACCGAAAGCCAUCUUCCCACCGGCAUCCACCGCGAGAUCCCGCAGAACUACUACGAGCGCUUUGAGAACGCCUUUGUUGAGGAGGCACGGCAAUUCACAGACGCAGUACUGGACAACAAGGCUGUGCCUAUUGACAUGGAGAGCUCCGUCGAAGCUGUCCGCAUUGGCGUCGCGCUGCAGGAGUCGCUGCGCAACGGCAAGAAGAUCUUCUUCGACAAGCAGGGCAACAAGGUCGAGGACGGCACAAGGGCGAAGUUGUAA